UUCACAUCAAUUCCAUUUCAUAAGCAGACAACGAAGGUUUUUUGGGCGCAUAGAAAAAUAUAAGGAAAAUUAUAAAUAAAAAUUUUGCAAACAGGAAAAUUAUAAAAGGUGUUGUGAUUUUUUAACACUGAUUUACGUAGUAUAUUAUAGUUAAACAACACGGGAAUUGUGAGUGAUUAAAAAAGCAAAAGAUUGAAUUUAAUAAAAGAAAUUAUACACAAUGGCUUCUGGCGGUUUAACAUGUGUAAAAUAUUUAACAUUUUUUUGCAAUUUAUUAUUUGCCCUGUCGGGCAUCUUAAUCUUGCUAGUGGGAGCCAUGGUCCAGUUCAAUUAUUCUCACUAUUCGAAUUUUGUUAGUGACCAUAUAUGGACAGCUCCCAUAAUACUAAUGAUUAUAGGUACUAUUGUCGCAUUUAUAUGCUUUUUGGGCUGUUGUGGAGCUUUAAAAGAAAACAGUUGCAUGAUUUUAUCGUUCGCCAUAUUGGCCUUAAUUGUGUUUUUCUUUGAGAUUGGUUUAGGUAUAGCUGGCUAUAUCAAACAUGCCGGUCUGCAACAGAUUAUGGAGGUACAAUUUAAUAAUACUAUGAAAUAUUACAACGAGCGAGAACACUAUCGUGAUGGCUGGACUCUAUUGCAAACAGAGUUGGAUUGUUGUGGUACUUAUGGACCUGCUGAUUGGGAAGCUAUUUUCCCAAAUAAAACUAUACCUUCAUCUUGUUGUCCCAUCAUUAAUCUUAAUGAAGCUGAAGUUUGCACUGUUGCUCAUGCUAAUAACGAUGGUUGUUUUCACAAACUUUUGCAUAUUUUGGAUUCAAAGACUCUAGUUUUAGCUGGUGUAGUAUUAGGUGUGGCUGGCAUUCAGGUACUUACAAUCCUGUUUGCCUGCUGCCUUUAUCGGUCCUUUCGUAGGAGCUACCAGACAGUUUGAAUUACGUAGUCAGGAUCCUUUGUGUCGCAUUUAAAAUUCAAGUCAACUUAAAGGCUCAAGUCUGAAUGUACAACAAAACAACUAGCCGAGAAAAGACACACUCUUUUUUUUACAGGAUUUACAAAAUAUAAAACUGACAAAGAACAAAUUUUAAAAGCAUUUAAACAAAAUAAACUAACAAAUGAAAAUAAAAUCACAAUUUCACUUACAUAGACAUAAAAACAAAAUUAUCAUCACUAAUACACCAUAAACCCUUAAAAGUUUAAAUGCAUACAUAGAUCUACAUACAUACCUACCUACAUGCAUUCAUUCAUUCAUUCAUACUUAUUAGAACGUCCUUUGACGUUUAUACACUGUACUUUGUAUGUAUGAGAAUAUGCCACAACAUUUUUAUUUGAUUUUUUACUGUAAUCUGUUUGUAAUUCUAUAGUUAUACAUUUUUUUAUAGACUUUUUAUUUUUUUUGAUAUCCUUUUUUAUAUAGACUUUAAAUAUACAUUUGUGUAUGAAAGUAUGAUAAUACUUAUAUACCAUAA
Lucilia cuprina (Australian sheep blowfly) is the source of this 1463-nucleotide messenger RNA. RefSeq names its product CD63 antigen. The transcript has 5 exons. NCBI's taxonomy places the organism in Eukaryota, Metazoa, Arthropoda, Insecta, Diptera, Calliphoridae. The coding region runs from base 221 to 928 and encodes 235 amino acids. The record is from RefSeq and is a predicted model, not a curated record. Gene Ontology annotation, cellular component: membrane.